AUGAAUUCCCGCGAGCAUUCCGAUAUGCCUCCGACCACUUCUUACCCGUCUCCCAACGCGGCGCAGAUGGGUCAAGGUGCCAUGCAGUACUACACGAACCGCCAGUUGACCGCCGACGAACUUCUCUCCGCUGAACUCUCGCGCGAAACCUCCACCCACGGUCUGCCCGAUGCUUCCAACAAUGGCGUUCACCAUGGUCAAUCGAUGGUUUUGGGCGCGUCAAACCCCGGUGGCGGUGACAUGGGUCGUCCUCAGUCUCCCGACCAGCAUCAACAACAACACAUGUUGCAGUUCACCCCGAGCCAACAAGUCGGCGUCGAUCCGAAUCAUGACCUGAGCUAUGGUGAUCAAAGCGCAAGAAGGAAAAGGUCUAAGAUUUCACGCGCUUGCGAUGAGUGCCGACGCAAGAAGGUCCGCUGCGACGCGAGCUCUGAGUCGGGUGUCGAAACAUGUUCGAACUGUCGUCGACUGGGUGUCGUCUGUCAGUUCAGCCGCGUCCCUAUGAAGCGAGGUCCCAGCAAAGGGUACAUCAAAGAACUUGCAGAACGUCUGCAUACCCUCGAAAGUCAAAUGCAGCCUGCCAUGGUGCACCCCGACAUGCCAUACCAGGCUAUGAACGAGGUGUCCUCUCCACGCGCUUACCAGGAGUUCUCGCCACCUAUGGACGGUGGAUCAAUGGGCCGUAAGAGAACAUAUUCGGUGUUUGAGGGACUUCCUAGUUCCUCCUUUACACAACCACAAUUCGGUGCUCGUCCACAAAAUGCGUUUGGAGACACUACGACUGAUCCGGCCAUUGUGAGCAGCUCGGCACCAAAACCUGGGAACCUCUUCUGGUCGACGGGCAAUGAUAACGAGCCACCCGCUGGGAUUGCCAUGUCCGACGUCCCCAAGCAAGAAAUGGAGGAAGACAUGACGCCGUUGAAUGUGGAUGAGGGCGCCCUGAACGCUUAUUACUCCAAGAUUCACCCAUGGUUCCCCAUUCUGCCGCACUCUAGCGAGCGCCUCCACGCGCUCCUCCACUUGUGCAGUCGCGAAGUACAAGAGAUCUUCUUAUACAGCCUUUACACUGUCACGCGCACAAACAUCGAGCGUCUGAUUGGCAACUUCGAGCGAGUGACCUCGUUCGAUAACGCCCAGGACCUUCUCUUGUAUUACACCCGACAACCAGCUAUUAUUCGCCCGACUGGAGUGAACCUCAUCUGGCUUCAGACGAUACUGCUGAUGAUUCUAGACUGCGACUCGAGGGGCCCGGACAAUUUUGUUCUCAAGGAUGGCGUCCCUAAGCAUUCCUUGAUCCAGUCAGCGAGCAAGCUUGGGUCCGACUUGGCCAAGAACCUCGGUCAGUUGAAGUCUAAAAGGUCGUCAGAUGCGGACGUUGAUUCGGACGCGAACCUCGUGCGGCGUAGUUGGGUUUCGCUCGCCAUCAUGUCUCGCUGGUAUGCUAUCAGUGUCGCUGAUCCAAGUGCGCUCGGAAUGUAUGAGAUAGGAGGUCGUGAGGAUGAACGAGUCCUUGGCUCCAUCGCAACCCGAAUUGGCUCAUACUCUACAUUCCUUGUGGAGAUGGUCACUCUGGCCUCUCUUGAGCACAAUGUAUGUCAGACUAAUAGUGGUCUGGGUGGCAUGGUUGCCGCAAACAUGAUCUCCUCUCUCGAACGGUUAGGAGAGAUCGAGGAUUUUCGCCGACCCAACGAGAUUCCGGAGGAGGCUGCACCUCAGGCUUUCCUCGAAGGCCUCCAGAAUCAACUCUACUGGACCCUGCGCCUACUGAUUAAACGACACAUCUUUGUGUAUAGCCCUUAUGAGAUCAUCUAUAGUGCGCAGGAGGUCAUCAAUGAGAUGCACAAAGGAAUCUCUCAGUCUCGACCUGUCACGCCCUUCGACCUUCACAGUCUCGCAUUGGCCUCUAUGACACUUCUCGAGGCUACCGUCCUCCCGGAACACGCCAACGAAUGCUGGGAUUCCCUGAAGAAGGCCGAGGAGAUCCUCGACUAUCGCGCAAAGCGAAGCACAGAAGGAGGAGAGUUUGGCGACAUAUUCGCCACUCCCGGAUGGGAUGCUAAGAUCCGCCUGUUCUUAGACUGGAGGCGCACGAAAUCGCAGGAAAGUCAACUGCAGGAUCCCAGCCUCGGGAAGAACGGUUCUGGCCCUCCGCCAGUCAUGGGUCCUAACGAACAGCGUUCUCUUCAGCAUCUUGCUGAUCUGGCUGUUGGUGCUGAAGGAACUGUUUCCGGGGGCGCGGGUUCUCCGCCUCCAGCUAUCUCUUCGACGGACAACAACAUGCCCACGACCUCGCCAAAUCUCGGUGCAGUCUCGCAGCCGCAAGGGCGGGUGGUCGUUGAUUUCACCCUUCUCACCAAGGAAGGUUAUUUGAACGUGUUUUCGGGUCUGAUCUAUCGUCGAUCUCGUGGGAAUUAA
This is a messenger RNA of Aspergillus terreus NIH2624, 2415 nucleotides long. RefSeq names its product putative C6 finger domain protein. The transcript has 6 exons. Gene Ontology annotation, cellular component: nucleus. The coding region runs from base 1 to 2415 and encodes 804 amino acids. NCBI's taxonomy places the organism in Eukaryota, Fungi, Ascomycota, Eurotiomycetes, Eurotiales, Aspergillaceae. The record is from RefSeq and is a predicted model, not a curated record. Gene Ontology annotation, molecular function: DNA-binding transcription factor activity, RNA polymerase II-specific; zinc ion binding.